Myotis lucifugus (little brown bat) is the source of this 732-nucleotide messenger RNA. RefSeq names its product histone H1oo. Gene Ontology annotation, biological process: negative regulation of DNA recombination; nucleosome assembly; chromosome condensation. Lineage: Eukaryota; Metazoa; Chordata; Mammalia; Chiroptera; Vespertilionidae. Gene Ontology annotation, cellular component: nucleosome; nucleus. The coding region runs from base 1 to 732 and encodes 243 amino acids. Gene Ontology annotation, molecular function: nucleosomal DNA binding; double-stranded DNA binding. The transcript is spliced from 3 exons. The record is from RefSeq and is a predicted model, not a curated record.
AUGGUAUAUAAGACAAGCAGGCUGGCUGGCAGCCUCAUCUCUGCGUCCGUGUCAGCUUGCAAUGGCUCCCGGGAGCUUGGCCUCCGGUGGUUUGGGCUCUGGGUGACGUCCUGCUGUCCACCCGCAGGCCCGCGCCAACAUGCCGUCCCACCACCACGCCGCAACCCCCCGAUGCUGCGCAUGGUGCUGGAGGCGCUGCAGGAGGGCGAGCAGCGCCGGGGCACCUCGGUGAUGGCCAUCAAGCUGUACAUCCUGCAGAAGUACCCUACGGUGGACGCCAUCCGGCUCAAGUACCUGCUGAAGCGGGCCCUGGACACGGGCAUGCAGCGCGGCCUCCUCAUCAGGCCCAUCAACUCCAGGGCCAGGGGGGCCACGGGCAGCUUCAAGUUAGUUCCCAAGCAAAAGAAAAAAAUCCAGCCCAGGAAGACAGCCACCGUGUCGGCCCCCCGGAGACCUGGUGAGGCCAAGGAGGAGGCCCCCAAGAAAGAUGGCCAGACCAAGGGCGAAGAGGCAAGAGGGGGCAAGGCCAGGAAGGCCCCCCAACAGCCAGACAAGGCCACAGAGGCCCCUCCUGGUGCCAGUGGGCCCCAUGGGAAGUUAAAGAUUAAAGGCAAGAAGGACAGCCCAGGUAGGUGUGUAAGAGGCGACAGGAGGGUGUGGGCAGCCACUGGGUGUAAGGAUGGAGGGGCUGGCUCUGGGGAGGAGAUUUCCUAUCUGGUCCAUGUGCCCUGA